Molecule: messenger RNA, 8262 nt
Organism: Heterocephalus glaber (naked mole-rat)
Lineage: Eukaryota; Metazoa; Chordata; Mammalia; Rodentia; Bathyergidae
Source: RefSeq, a predicted model, not a curated record
AUGGCCAUCACUCUCAAUGAGCCUAGGGUAACUGUCAGCGUCUCAGGGCAGAGCGAAAAUAAGCCUCGGAGGGAGGACGCCCAGCGAUGUCUGGGGGAAGCAGCUAUCUCGCGUCCUCUCAUCUGUCCCAUCCCAGUAAACUUGGCCAUCCCGGCCUGCGAUGGAUGCAAAGAACACCCAGGGCCAGUGCCACCCUCUCCCCGCAGGGACGGGUCGGUAUCACCGCGCCAAGCGGAGGUGGCACCGCGCGCAGGGAGAGGCCGCAGCCGUCUGGGCUGCAUAAUUGAUGCGGAGCGCGUCUCAGGGGAGGAGGCGGCGCCGGCCCCUCCCCCGGCUUUUCCGGCCUGCGCGGCGGAGAUCCGCUCAGAACACCGGCCGCCGGCGAGGUGUGGAGCCGCAGCCGCUUCGGAACCGCAGCAGCCCGCCGGCGCCAUGGUACCUAGCCCGGCGGAACUCGGGGCGCACGGGGCGCGCGCGGCCCGGCCGCUGCUGCUGCUGCUGCUGCUGCACCUCCUCGCCGCGGGAAGCGGGGGCGCGGCGGACGGCGGCCCCGCAGAUUCACCUUUUACAAGUCUACCUGUUCGAGAAGAAAUGAUGGGAAAAUACUCUAAUCUUUCUUUGGAGAGUCAUAACAUAUCACUAACUGAACAUUCCAGUAUGCCAGUAGAAAAAAAUAUCACGUUGGAAAGUUCUUCUGUUAUCACUCUCACCUGCCAGUACACAACUUCAGGGGAUUUGAAUUCAGUCAACGUGACUUGGAAAAAGGAUGAUGAGCUACUUAAGAAUUUUUCUCUCACUAUAACAGGAAACACUCUGUAUACCGAGUACACGAUCACCAUCAUUAACAGCAAACAAAUGGGAAGCUAUUCUUGUCUCCUUGAAGAAGGAAAGGAACAAAGGGGAACAUUUAAUAUCAAAGUUCCUGAACUUCAUGGAAAAAACAAGCCAUUGAUCACUUAUGUGGAUGACUCUACUGUCUUGGUGUGUAAAUGUCAACAUUGCUUUCCUUUACAUUGGACCUGGUACAGAAGUAAUGGGAGUGUACAGGUUCCUAUUGAUGUUCACAUGAAUGAUAAGUAUCUUGUCAGCGGAACACAGAGCAAUGAAACAAAGCUAAAGAUAAAGCAUCUUCUGGAAGAAGAUGGGGGGUCCUACUGGUGCCAUGCAGUAUUCCAGCUGGGCGAGAGUGAGGAGCAGCUUGAGCUUGUUGUACUGAGCUUUUUGGUGCCCCUCAAACCAUUUCUUGCAAUAAUUGCUGAAGCUUUUGUUUUAGUGGUUAUUAUUCUGCUUUGUGAAGUGUACACACAAAAGAAAAAGAAGAAGCACCCAGAUGAAGGAAAAGAAUUUGAACAAAUUGAGCAGCUGAAGUCAGAUGAUAGCAACGGUGUAGAAAAUAAUGUCCCCAGGCAAAGAAAAAAUGAAUCUGUGAGCCAAUGAAUGGAAAAGAUUACAUCAAGCGCCUUGGGAAGAUGUACAACGACUGUGUGAUUCAGCUUUUAAGAGAAUCUGAGUUUUUAUUUUUUAAAAGAUGAAACGUUUAUGCAACAUGCACAGCAGUAGCUUCAUAAAUAAUAUAUGCUAUCUCAGAUCUAAAGGUAUAUUUUAAUUAUGUAAUUGUUUUGUACUAAAGCAAGGUAAACUUUGUGAAAUACAUUGUGUGAGCUGUUGUAACCCAGAGUAAUUAAUUUUGUCUUGGUCUUUAAGGGACAUCAGCAAAAUCAGUUAGUAGCAGAAAAGCCACCAGCAAAAUAAUAGGUGAUAGAACACACGUCACUAAAGACCUAUUUAUGACCAAAGAACUUACUAAAAAGAAAGUCUUUACCAUUUGUCUUAAAAAGUUUUCUAGUCCUGCUUAGUAUGUAAGAAAUUUAUGUAACAAUUUCAUGUAAAGUUCAUCCUUCUCUGGUAUUGAAAAACUAAUACUUUGCUUUUGCUAAUGGUAGUUACAAUCUCUGCAACUAAGACAUAUCUUUCUUCCAUAAAUAAUGGUUUAAGGCAGGGAACUAAACCUUGUUUUUAGCUGGGUAUGGUGGUGUACACUUGGAAUCUCCACUAUUCAGGAGGCUGAGGCAGGAAGAUCACAAAUUUGAGGCCAGCAACUUUGUGAGACCCUGUCUUUAAAAAAAAAAGAGCUGGGGAAUGUACCUCAGUGGCAGACCACUUAUUUGCCUACCACAUGUAAGGUUCCAGGUUCAGUUACCAAUACCCGAAAAAGACAAAACCAAAAACAAAUACCAAAAAAGACAAAACAAAAAAACCAAAAUAUGAUUGCUCCAAAGCAUGGUUGCUAUAAAAGCAACUCUCCCAGUCUUUCCCACUCCAAGCCAAAGUGCUACUUAUCUUUAAGUAGAGCAUUUUUGUUGUCGAAUCUGUUUUAUAAGCCCUGGAGGUUGGACUUCUCUAGGUGUAGAUGUACUGAUGCUUUGGGUUGCAGAUCCCUGUAAUGAUAAUAGCACUGUCUGCUGAAUCCUUCUGUGCUUCAUGAUUUCCUGGUGUCUUUGAUUUUUUUCCUUUUAAACUAGCUUGUUUGUAUCCAUGGCUGGUUAAAUACAUAAAAAUGUGUUAUUAAUGCUUUACAAUAAUAAUUCUUUUGACUGAAAUCUAGAAAUAUUAAAGUACUUUUUAUUUUUGCAAAUGCCUUAAGAUAGUAUCUUCAAAAGUAGAAUAGUUUCUAUCUCAUAUAUAACUGAAAUAUUUUGUAAGUGAAUUAUAAUCAAAUCAAAUGAAAUUUUGAUGUACAUGGAAGUUGCCCAUAACUCUAAAGGAAAUAUGAAAAUCAUGCUGCAGUAUACUAGACUAGGUGUCCACUGUGCCGCAGGCCCCAGUGUCCUGCUGUUUGCAGGGCAAAAGAGUUAAGAGCAACCAAAAGCAGAGAAGGGCUUCAGAUGGCCAUGUAAAAGACAUAGUUUUCAAGGAUUUGGGGAUUAAAGUUUGAGGAAGAACUCAAUGAUUUAGAAAAAAUGCUUUUAGUAAUCUGUACCAUGGUUAUCGGCUAAGAAAAUAAGAUUCUAGUAGUGAAAAUUAGGUGAUACCUUAACUAAUGUUUACCAAUAUUACUAGCAUGUAAUACAUACAUAAAAUAGUUACUUGGAAGCUGCUUUUUAUUUUGCUGCAACAGAACAGUAUUUUGUUAUGAAACAUGUCAGCUACACAUAGGAAUUUUAUUGUACUAGAAAAUAACUCCUUUUGGUUAACUUUAUUCUUGGCCUCAGAGCUUUUUGUUUUGAUUUAAUUCAUAAUUUGACACAAUUAUUUUGGGUGCUAUGAUAGUGGCUAGUUUCACUGACCUAAACAGAAUUUAGAGAAAAGAGAGUCAAACCUGUUAUUUAAUUUGGUUCAAUUCAAAAUAGCUAUAUAUUGUAACCCAAAACAAUAUAUAGCUCAUGUGCAGUAUGGAAUCUUCUUUUUGGCAACAUUAAUUGUUUAGGUUGAAAUAGUUUACAAGCAAAAAAAUGUUGCUAAAAAGUAAAAUAAUCUGAAAUGUUUAUAUAGUAAAUUGAAAUUUUAAAUGACAAUACUUGCUAUUUAUUUUUUCUACCAAAGACAAGUUAAUUCAGUAACUUAAAGCAGAAAAACUACUCAAACAUUUAAGUUGAUUUUCUGCUUUUGAAAAUCUCCCUGGAGGACUUCUAGAAAAUAACUUCACCACUGUUAAUUAAAAAUGGAAUAGCUUCCAUUAACUUCAUGAAGAUAAUAAAUGAAUUAACUUAAGAACCUAUUGUAAAUUUACUGCAAAUACUAAGCAGCAGAAAAGCUGAAAUAGGAAACUACUUACUCCAAGUUUAUAUAUUGGACACAUUGGGAAAGUCUUUCAGUCUUUCCAGCUGAUGGGGUUUUUCAGCAUAAUUAGAUUUAAUGGUGUUAUAAACUUCCCAGAUACUUUCAUACUCGUUUAUACUAAAAUGUUAAUCUUCUCCUUCUGCAGUCUUACUGUUUUCCUCUCCAGUAUUUAGUAGUCAAACCCAAACCUAAAAAUCAUUGUGAUGUUUUCUUUUUCACUUAUUGGUCAAGAAUCACUGUUCCUUUGUUUCUGGCCUUCUUAAAAGCUCAUUAAUCUCCCUGAUCGCCUCUCCCAUCCCACUCAUACCUGGUGUAACAGCUAAGGUUUUAUUUUUGAACUUAGUCCCAUCUUCUGUCUCACAGUCUUUUGUGUUAUUGCCCAAGUCCUUCUAAAAGACAAAUCUCCUUGUGUACCGUCAUGUGAUUGGAUCCAUGCCAGUCCUCUGCAGCUCACCUUUGCCGUUUCUUAGCAUUGCAGUGCACGAAACCGCUAAUCUCCCUCCGGUGUUCUGAGCUACCCUUGACACAUAGAGGACAGGCCGCGAACACCCUCGCCCACACUUUUCACAGUUCCAUCCAUUCAGUAUUAGGGUUCCUGAUUUUUUAACCUGAUUGUCCCUCUUUGAAGAUCCUUCAUACCCAGUGAGGCAGUUAUGCUCUACAUAUCUUUGUCUUUAUAUAAAUACAGAUUUACUGGUGUCCUUCGUGACUCUGCCUUAUAUUUCUUUGUCCUGUACCUCCCACCACUAGGGUAUGUAUGUUGGAGAUGAAACUGGAAAAAUUCACUUUCAUAAAUUCAUCCUUGUUUUUAGGAAAAGAAUUUAAAAUUUGCCAAGUCAAAAUUGAAAAAAUAUUUUAACAGAAAAAAUAACUUCCCUAAAUUAUUAUAUGGAAUGUGUUGCUUUUAACAUCUUUAAGUUUUUAUUCUCCUCCAUUAUAUUUCAUGGACAGUACGCAUGUAGACCUUUAUUCUUUAUUUUAAUAAGCUAUUAACUUUAUAAAGAAUUUCAGCAGUUUAUCCUUUGCAUGGUAUCUAAAGUUGCUAUUUCUCCUCAUCCUAUUGACCUUUCAUUCCACUCCACCCCCUUAGAAUAUCUCAUAAUCCACUUCAAAAUUUAAUCUCAUAGUAUUUUUCUUCCUUCCUUCCUUCCUUCCUUCCUUCCUUCCUUCCCUCCCUCCCUCCUCUCUCUCUCUCUCUCUCUUCUUUCUUUCUUUUUCUGGUACUGCUGGGGAUCGAACACGGGACCUUGCACUUGUGAGGCAGGUGCCGAAACCACUGAGGUAAAUCCUCAGCCCUCAAAAUUUAAUCUGAAACAAACAUUAAAAAUUUUUAUUGUUUAGUUUUGAUCACUGAAAGUGUAUCUUUAAAUUUGUCAAAAGAAAAAACAUCUGCCUGCUUAUUCCUGGCUCUUCAUCUUAGAGGCAUUUAAAUAGGUUUAUGCAGCAUGAUUUAAUGAAUCUCUAGUAUAGUUCUCCCUAGGACAAUGAAUCUUCUGUAAUUGAAAAAAUCUAUGCAAAGAAUUAGGGACGUGCUUCCAAUUAGCAUUGUUCAACUUUAGUCUGAAAUAUGUUCAGGUUUGUGUUCCAGUGUUAGCGUAUGAGCUGCUGAGGCAAGCACUGUGUUCUAGUGUUAAUUAAAGGGCAUAGUGUCCUCCUUGCACCAGGCUCUGAAUAAAUAUUUACUGAAUAAAUGAGAAAUACAGGAGUGAUGGAGUUACUUUUAAAUCUUAAAAUUGUACACACAUAGUUUCUGCUUUAAUUUUAUUAACUCAAUUUAGCCUUUAUUAUAGAAAUAGAGAAAAGUAAAACUAAAACUUGUACACUUCUUUCAUAUGGUAUUUAGGAAUGUAUUUACAGUGUAUGUAGAAAGUUAUAUGCUCUAACAAUUGAAUUCAUUAAUAUCAAUCACAUUAUCUUAUAAUAACGCACUUGUUCAUUGCAUAACACAUGGGGGGCACUGCAAUUUUUUGAAAUUUUUUUCUCAUUUAAUUCCUCCAUCAUAUGGAUAAAAGUAUUAUUUGUUUUAAAUAAAUCAGGAAACUCAAGUUUAGAGAGAUUAAAUAAUCUGUCUAAUGUCUCCCUGCCUGUAAGUAGUUAGAAUUGAGAUUGGAAUCCAAAGAGUCUGCUCCAGAAGCCUCAGUUUACCCACCCCUUUUGGGAGUGGGGCAAUGCUGGGGAUUGAACCCAGGGCCUUUGCACUGAGCUACAUCCCCAGCUCUUCUUUUAGAAAAAAUGUUUAUUUUAAGAUGAAGUCUCUCUAAAUUGCCAGAUUGGGUUCAAAUUUGUCGUCCUCCUGCCUCAGGCUCCCAGAGAGCUGGGAUUACAGGUGUCACUACCACACCCUACCCACCUUUUUAAACAGCUCUAACCUGGUAGUUACAUGCUUCUUAGAAAAUGAGGCUGUUGGGCUGGGGAUUUAGCUCAGUGGUACUGCACCUGCCUUGCAAGUACAAGGUCCUGAGUUCGAUCUCUGGUACCAAAAAAAAAGAAAAUGAGGCUGUCAUAUGUCUAGUUUUUUUCCCUUUUUAAAAUUUCACUCUUGUAGGUAGGCAGUUAUAUUGUAAAUUUCAUAGUCUUAGUCUCAAAGUUUAUGGAAGCCAUGCUUUGGCAUUCUUGUGUCCCUGCAGUGGUGCUAGGGAAACAACACAUUUCUUUUAAGAUUCUUAAUUUUGUUUCUCCUUCUACUUGUCAAUAGUGAGGGAGAUCCAAAAGUUCAUGAAACAAUAUGACAAAGGUGCUAUUUUUAAUUUCACUAAGAUGAGAGGCAGAAAAUUGACCUCAUGGUUACACUUUUAGCAUGCAGGGAAGAACUAAUUACUUUCUGGAUGCCCUACCAUAGACAGUGGUAAAAUGCAAGUCUGAGUGAUUAACAGAAGCUAACUUUCAAGGGAAUAGCCAAUUUUAGGUAAUGCAAGGAAAUAGCCAUUUGUAGUAACAGCCAUUUGUAGUAUCACCACAGAGAAGUGCCUCUAAUGAGAGACCAUUUAGUAAGCUUCAGGUGUUAUUAGUUCACACAAAAAUCCAGUAUGAUUAAUAUUUAAACACGAUUCACAAGUUGUAAGCUGGCAAAGGCAUGUUUUUGCUGGCCUGUGGCUGAAACUCUGGGUUUGCGUAUCCUUUGAUUAGUGCGUCGAUAGAAAUACCUGUGUGGGUUUCAGUGAAUUAGUGAUUAUGUCUUUAUGGUAAAAUUUACUAUGAAAUCAGUGAAAACUACUCAUGAUUAGCAUUGUCAAAAUUACUUUCAAUCCUGUGAUUAACCUGUAACAUCGUUGUUUCUUAGUCUGAUUACAUCAAUGGGAAAAUGCUAGGGGAAACCUCUUGAGAGUACUGGUCAAAAGCUAUAUAUUAUACUGGUGUGUUGUCUAUUACAUUCAAAAGCUAUAAAAAAGGAUUUUGCUAUGCAAUUUUUAAUUCAAAAUACAACAGCACAGAUUAUUUUUCUAAAGCUUAUUUGCUAAAUAAGAUUAGCUUUAUUAUAAAUGUAAUACUACUUAAUGCUGUAAACAUAGCACCAAAAUAUGAUUGUAUUGCCUGCUUUUAUACCUUUUAAGACAGGAAUUUGACCAUAAGCUUCGGUUUUAUUUAAAUUAAGGACCAUUGAUUUAUUAUGACUUAUUUCCUAAUAAUUGUUCUCUUUUUUUCUGCAUGUGGAUCUAAAUUCUCAUUGAUGUCUUUCUGUAUUGUGUAAAUAGCACAACAAAUGUCAAUAAGGAAUGUUCUGAAAAAUUGUGUUGCAUAUAUAUAAUUCAGAAUAUAUCUAAUAGGCAUUUAAACUUAAACAAAACGUACUUUGAAUUAAAAUUUUAAGAACGGCCAGAGAUUUAUUUAGCUCAGUAGUUCUGCCGCCUGCCAUGCAAGCACAAGGUCCUGAGUUCUAUCCCUGGUACCAAAAAAAAACUUUUAAGGAUUAGAAAAUAUACUUCCAAAUUUUUCAUUUUUAGAAUGAUUUAAAAGUAAAUGUAGAGGACUAGAUAAUAGAGAACAUUGAUUUUUUCCCCUUUUAUAUAUUCAUAAGAAAUUUAUUAAACAAUUCAUAUUUCUUAAGUGCCACAAAAAAAGUUUACCAGAGCUGUGACAUUGUAUUUUGAUGGAUCGAAUUGAAAAUUCGAAAACAAUUUUCAGAAUGUACCAAAAUUCAUUUGGAAAAUUUAAAUGUCAGCUCUGACUUUGACACAAAUGAACAUUUAAAAUGAAAUUGAUAGAAAUUUGCUUGUUGUCCUGAGUAACAUUUUUUUUUCAAUUAAUGUCAUUUUAGAUUCAGCAGAAAUAGUUGCAAAGUAGAUCAAAAUUUGUAUUCUCUGCAAAUGUCUACUACUGUAAAAGAGAACUAGUGUUCUACAUGGAACAUUUUAAAGUUGAGGGAAAAAAGGAGGAUGCUAGUAGAAUAUAUUAAUAUGUGCUAUUUUUGACUCCUGCUUAAUCUGUGUGUUAAGAUUAAUGGUUAAUAAAGAACUUUUUGUGCUCUAAAGCAUGUGAGGACAA